Physcomitrium patens is the source of this 570-nucleotide messenger RNA. The record is from RefSeq and is a predicted model, not a curated record. Lineage: Eukaryota; Viridiplantae; Streptophyta; Bryopsida; Funariales; Funariaceae.
AUGUCCUGCGGGAGGAAGACGAGGGACGGGGUGGAAUCGAGGAGGGAGGGGGAGGGGAUAGCGAGCGAGGAGGAAUUUCAGCAGAAGCAGCAGCAACGUGGAAGGGCGAGGGCGGAAUGGAAUGGAAUUGAGGGAGGGGAGGGGAGGAGGGAGCUUGGGGAUGGGGGCGGGAUUACAAUUAGGGCAUGGAGGGGAGGGGCAAGGAGGAGGAAGAAGAGGAAGAAGAAGAAGAAGAAGAAGAAGGGUCCUACUAAACUACGAAUUCGAGGAAGAGCAGGAGAGAGAGCGAGAGAGAAAGCAAAGGGAGAGAGCCAGAAGAGAAAGUUCGAUACAGACAGACAGACAGAGAAAAAAAGAGAAAGAGAGACAGAGAAAGAGAGAAAGGUGGAGAGAGCGAGGGACACGGGGACAGCGACACCAAGAAGAAGACCAGGGCAGGAUGGGACCAGGGCAGGAUGCCCAAGGGGUGGGCAGGGAGGGAACCAAUCAACCAGCCGUGUGAGAGAGCAGAAGAGCGCUGGAGAAAGAGAGAGAGCAGGAGGAGAGUCAAAGGGAGAGAGCUGGAACUAG